CUGGAGCAUUAUGGGGUGGUGGAGGUGUGUGCAUUAGCCGGGCCAGGCUGAGACCGCUUCUGGGGCGUGGCUACCGCUAUGCUAUUGGGCUGUGGGCACGGGCUGCUCCUCCCCGGGGCCGGCUGCUCUCGCCCGCAGCUACCCUGCCGGCGCCACCCGCCUGUGUCCGUGAGAACAUCCUGUUCCUGUGGGCCGUGGGCUGGGCAGAGCCGGAGCGCGCCGUGCCAGGCCCAGCACUGCCCGCGGGGAUGGGGACAGCGUCCCGCCUGCUCCUCCUCCUCCACAACCUGCUGUUGCUGUCGCCCGGCGCCUUCGGAUUCGCUCCCUCCCUGGACAGCGACUUCACCUUCACGCUGCCCGCCGGCCGCAAGGAGUGCUUCUUCCAGCCCAUGCGGCACGGGGCCUCGCUGGAGCUCGAGUACCAGGUUUUAGACGGAGCAGGAUUAGAUGUUGACUUUUACUUGGAAUCUCCAAAAGGUGAAAUCCUAGUUUUUCAUCAGAGAAAAUCAGAUGGAAUUCACACGGUGGAAACAGAAGAUGGAGAUUACAUGUUCUGUUUUGACAACACAUUCAGCACCAUUUCAGAGAAGGUGAUUUUCUUUGAAUUGAUCCUAGAUAAUAUGGGAGAAGGACAACAAGAGGACUGGAAGAAGUACAUUACAGGCACAGAUUUGUUGGAUAUGAAACUUGAAGAUAUCCUGGAAUCCAUCAACAACGUCAAAGCCAGGUUAAGCAAAAGCCUCCAGAUUCAGACGCUGCUCAGAGCAUUUGAAGCUCGUGAUCGAAAUAUACAAGAAAGCAACUUUGACACAGUGAAUUUUUGGUCCAUGGUCAACUUGGGAGUCAUGGUGGUGGUUUCAGCUGUUCAGGUUUACAUGCUGAAAAGUCUUUUUGAAGAUAAGAGGAAAAGUAGAACUUAACAGCUAGUGUGAUCAUAGCAAUAACUAGAGAGGAGGGGAAAAUGCAAUAAACUGCUACAGCAAAAGAGACCUGUUACCUUGCCACUUGUUUCGAAUAGACAUUAUAAUCAGGUUCUUGAUUCACAUGUGACUAACAUGAACAGAAUACCUUUCCCCAUCCUUCCAUCUCUGCAAGCGUUACUAACAGUCUUACUGGUAUGUCAAUUUGUUGGCUUGUUGCAUUUGUAAUGACUCUUACUAGAUCAUGAAUAAUACACAGAAUGGUGUAUCAAAUGCAAGCCAAUGUUAAUACCUGCUAUAUAGUCAUCUUUUCAUGGUCAUUUAAACCUUUCUAUGUCCACCUAAAUAAUUUGGGUUUUUUACUAUUUUUUAAAUAAGCAUUGAGUAAAGUUACAGAUGUGCCAAAGGAUUGAGGCCCACCUAGGUAGGCUAUAGCUAUUGUCAGUUCUCUAUAAAUGUAUAAAAUUUCCUUGAGUCUUUCUUGUACAGCAUAAUACAGAAACACUGGGUUAACAUUUAUGAAGGGGGUUAAAAUGAGAAGUUAUUUUUUCACUUUUUUUAUAUAUAUCUCAGCACUUUUAAAGAGACAGUUAAUGUGAAAUUUAGUCAAUUUAUAAACUAAUUAAAAGUAGCAUCAGGUAC
This is a messenger RNA of Gopherus evgoodei (Goodes thornscrub tortoise), 1562 nucleotides long. RefSeq names its product transmembrane p24 trafficking protein 5 (gene TMED5). The transcript has 4 exons. Gene Ontology annotation, biological process: Golgi organization; endoplasmic reticulum to Golgi vesicle-mediated transport; intracellular protein transport. Bases 249 to 920 code for a protein of 223 amino acids. The record is from RefSeq and is a predicted model, not a curated record. Lineage: Eukaryota; Metazoa; Chordata; Testudines; Testudinidae. Gene Ontology annotation, cellular component: Golgi apparatus; COPII-coated ER to Golgi transport vesicle; endoplasmic reticulum.